Daucus carota subsp. sativus is the source of this 3549-nucleotide messenger RNA. RefSeq names its product phytosulfokine receptor 1. Gene Ontology annotation, biological process: protein phosphorylation. The record is from RefSeq and is a predicted model, not a curated record. The transcript has 2 exons. NCBI's taxonomy places the organism in Eukaryota, Viridiplantae, Streptophyta, Magnoliopsida, Apiales, Apiaceae. The coding region runs from base 257 to 3334 and encodes 1025 amino acids. Gene Ontology annotation, molecular function: protein kinase activity; protein binding; ATP binding.
UUUCUUACAUGCUCUCUCCUCAUUAAACUCAAACAAUCUAAAGCCUUGACUACAAGCAUUAAAUACUUCUAAUGUUUAUGUCAUCACCACUACACUUUAUAUACCCACAUGUACAUACAUUAAACCACAUAUACACACAAUGUGUGAUCUACAGUCAUGCAAGUCACUUUCACCUCAAAUUUCCAAGCCUACAUAACCAACUUUUCAGCUAAUUCUACCCAUCUUUCCCUAUCUUUGUCACAGCUUGUUUGAUGAGAUGGGGAGGCUUGAAUUGUUGGUGAUCUUGAUUCUUUGUGAGGUUUGUUUACAAGCUUGGAUUUUGAAUGCUCAGAAUUUUAGCUGUGAUUCUAAUGAUUUUAAGGCAUUGCAGAGUAUUAAUGAUCAUUUAGAAUCUAGAAUUGAUGAGUGGAAAGUGGAUGCAAAUUCAUCUGGUUACUCAAAUUGUUGUGAUUGGGUAGGUAUAACUUGUGAGUCUUCAUGGUCUCUUGGAUUAAGUGGUGAGUUUGAGUCUGGUAGAGUUGUUAAGCUGGACUUGAGUAAUAAAAGAUUGAGAGGUAAUCUGUCUGAAUCAAUAGGGAGCUUAGACCAGCUUAAGACUCUUAAUUUGUCGCGUAAUUUCUUUGGGGACUCAGUACCAUUGUCAUUGUUUAAUUUGUCGAAUUUGGAAGUUUUGGACUUGAGCAGGAAUGGAUUUUCCGGGGUGUUUCCAGUUGGUUUAAAUUUACCGAGAAUUCAUGUUUUUGAUGUUGCUCAGAAUGGCUUUCGAGGUUUGGUUCCUGCUGGUAUAUGCAACAAGUCGCCUUUUGUUCAGAGUAUUAACUUGGCAGUUAACUUUUUUAAUGGAAGUAUUCCGUUAGAAUUUGGGAACUGUAGUUCACUGGAGAAUCUUACCCUUUCUUCAAACACUCUCUCAGGGACAAUACUCGAAGAUUUAUUUAAGUUGCCAAAGUUGUCUCUGUUGAAUUUGCAAGAAAAUAGAUUCUCCGGUCAGCUGAGUAACAACAUUAGUAAGCUUUCUAAUCUUGUUCGGUUGGAUGUUUCUUGCAAUCAGUUAUCAGGCAGUAUACCGGAUGUGUUCCAUACAUUAAACAAGCUAGAAUAUCUUUUGGCUAGAUCAAACAAUUUUACAGGCAAAAUACCUCCCUCAUUGAUGAAUUCUCAAAGUAUUGUUUCUCUCAGUUUGAGAAAUAAUUCAUUGGAUGGUCGGAUUGAUAUUAAUUGUUCAGCAAUGAUUAAGCUUGUAUCACUUGAUUUGGGUUCUAACAAGUUUCAAGGAUCCAUUCCUGAUAAUUUACCCUUCUGUCCACGGCUAACAACAAUAAACCUUUCCAAAAUCAAUUUCAAAAGCCAGAUCCCAGAAAGUUUUGAAAAUUUUUCUAGCCUAUCCUAUCUUUCGCUCUCAAAUUCCAGUAUUUAUAACAUAUCAGGUGCUCUUCAUAUUCUACAGCAUUGCAGUAACUUGAAAAUUUUGGUUCUUACCUUGAAUUUUCAUAAAGAGAGAUUGCCAUCUGUUCCAAGCCUACAGUUUAAAUCACUUAAUGCUCUGAUUAUUGCCAAUUGUAAACUUACUGGCACCAUUCCGCAGUGGUUGAGUGGUUCCAGACAAUUGCAAUUGCUGGAUCUGUCCUGGAACCAAUUGGAAGGAACAAUUCCAUCAUGGUUUGGUAGCUUCCAGUUUCUCUUUUACUUGGACUUGUCAAAUAACUCUUUUUCUGGGGAGCUUCCUCGAAACCUUACUGCAUUGGAAAGUCUUGCUUUCCGGAAUAUCUCUUUGGAAGAGCCUUCUCCAGAUUUUCCCUUCUUCAUGAAAAGAAAUAUAAGUGCCAGGGUGUUGCAGUAUAAUAAAAUUUGGAGCUUUCCACCGAAGCUGGAUCUUAGUAAUAAUUUUCUCCGGGGACAAAUCUGGCCAGAAUUUGGGAAUUUGAAGAAGCUACAUGUACUUGACUUGAAAUAUAACAACUUAUCAGGAAGCAUUCCAGCUACUUUGUCAGGUAUGACUAGCUUGGAGACCUUAGAUUUGUCAUACAACAGACUCUCGGGAAAUAUACCAUCUUCUUUGGUGGAUCUCUGUUUUCUGUCAUAUUUCAACGUCGCAAACAAUAAUCUGAGUGGCAAAAUACCAACUAAAGGCCAGUUUCAAACCUUUCCCAACUCUAGUUUUGAGGGGAACCAAGGGUUAUGUGGGGAGCAUGUUUCGCCCUGUCAAAUUUCUUUUAAAAUUCCUAGUAGAUCAAGUAUGAAAUCAAAGAGGAGAGGAACUAUCAUUGCAAUGGCUGUUGGUAUUGGCUUUGGAACAAUUUUUCUUGUUGCUCUCAUGUACUCAAUGGUUCUGCGGAAAACUAUCUCGAAAGAUGUUGAACCCGAGGCUGCUGAUAACAGAGAUGGUCCGAAAGACGUUGAGUCAAGACUACUUGUACAUUUUCAAAUUCACGAUAAUAAUAAAGAGCUCUCACUUGAUGACAUUCUGAAAUCAACUAACAGCUUUGAUCAAUCAAACAUUAUUGGCUGUGGAGGCUUUGGUUUGGUCUACAAGGCCACCUUUCCCAGUGGUAAGAAGGUUGCAAUCAAGCGGCUCUCUGGUGACACUGGUCAGAUGGAUAGAGAAUUCCAGGCAGAAAUCGAAACACUUUCAAGAGCUCGGCAUCCAAACCUUGUCCAGCUUCAGGGUUAUUAUACCUACAAGAAUGACAGACUCUUAAUAUAUGCAUACAUGGAGAACAGUAGCUUGGAUUUUUGGUUGCAUGAGAAAAUAGACGGCCCUUCUUUACUAGACUGGGAUGCCAGGCUGCAGAUUGCUCAGGGGGCAGCAAGAGGGCUCGCUUACUUGCACCAAUCAUGUGAACCUCAUAUCGUCCAUCGUGAUAUCAAGUCUAGUAACAUUCUUCUAGAUGACAAGUUUGUAGCUCACUUGGCUGAUUUUGGCCUUGCGAGGCUUGUACCUAACUAUGACAGUCAUGUGUCGACAGAUCUUGUUGGGACUCUGGGCUACAUUCCUCCCGAGUAUGGCCAAGCCUCAGUUGCAACAUAUAAAGGCGAUGUGUACAGUUUUGGGGUGGUUCUUCUGGAGCUUCUCACCAGCAGGAGACCAAUGGAUAUGUGUCAACCUAAAGGAAACCGGGACUUGAUUUCUUGGGUUUUCCAAAUGAAGAGGGAGAAGAGGGAAAGCGAAGUUUUUGAUCCAUUAAUUUACGACAAAGAACAUGCAGAUGAGUUAUUAGUAGUUCUUGAAAUAGCUUGCCUCUGCUUGAGUGAAAACCCGAGAACAAGGCCUUCUACUCAGCAGUUAGUUUCAUGGCUUGACAACUUCGACGUCAACGUUUUGCUCCAAUCUUAAAGGAAGCGAAAUCACCCUCAUGACAAUGUAAAAUAUGUACAGUAGUCUACUUAUGCCGCAUUGUCCUGCAGAAGUUGCGAAUUACAGGGGAAUAAUCUCCGUGAUGAUGUAUCUAUCAGCAGUAGGGGACUGAAGUGUAUACACCAGACAGGUACUUUGUUACAUUAAAAUUAUGUAUGCAAGGAAAGCAAUGUUAUACCAAUUUUCAUCGGUCC